GCCCAGCCCCAAAAUGGCUGGGGACAAGGAACUCGACGUGACUCUGUCACGGUCGGAAUCCAUCCGAUCGACCGUGCACAACUUCUCCCCUCUCCAUGAAUUCGCCUUCGUGUUCGUCGUCUGCAUGUCGCAGUUCAUGACCCAAGCCGCGCUGGGGACCGUUCUCGCGCCGCUGGACAUCAUCAGCGACAGCUUCGGGAUCACCAACCCGGGCAUCUCCAGCUGGCUGAUCGCCGGCUACUCGCUGACGGUGGGAACGUUCAUCCUGUUUUUCGGCCGAUGCGGCGAUCUGUUCGGGUACCGAUCGAUGUACAUCAUCGGGUUUGUCUGGUUCGCGGUAUGGUCGAUGAUCGCCGGCGUGAGUGUGUAUUCGAAUACGCUGCUCUUCAUCUUCGCCCGUACGCUGCAGGGUCUGGGACCCGCCAUGCUGCUGCCCAACGGCCUGGCGCUGCUGGGCGCGACGUAUCGCCCGGGAAAGAAGAAGUUCAUGGUCUUCUCGCUGUUUGGGGCCACGGCGCCCAACGGAUCCGUUUGCGGGGCCGUCAUCGCUGCCAUCUUCGCCGAGUUCGCCUGGUGGCCCUGGAUCUUCUGGUCCAUGGCCAUCUACUGCAUGGUGCUAGCUGGGCUGGCUGUCCUCGUUAUCCCAUCGUCCCCCGCACCGGCGCGGGGAAUGUCCGCCAGGGAGCUGCUCUGGGAGACGGAUAUCAUCGGUGCCACCCUGGGAAUCACAGGACUAGUGCUGGUGAACAUCGCCUGGAACCAGGCGCCCGUGGUGGGAUGGCACGUACCAUAUGUAUACGUGCUCCUGAUCAUCGGGACGCUGAUCCUGGCGGGGUUCUUCGUGUGGGAGAUCAAGUACGCCUCCAACCCGCUCAUCCCGUUCGAGACGCUCAACAUCGACGUAUCCUUCAUUCUGGCGUGCGUGGCGUGCGGCUGGGCCAGCUUCGGCAUCUGGAUCUACUACUUCUGGCGGUUCCUCGAAGACAUCCGGAUGAAGUCGCCGCUGGUGGCUGCAGCGGAGUUUGCCCCGCCGACAGUCGCGGGUCUGAUCGCCUCCUUCACGACAGGCAUCCUCUUGGGCAAGAUCCGACCCGGAUGGAUCAUGUUGAUGGCCAUGAUGGCCUUCACCAUCGGCAAUGUCCUCUCGGCCAUCGAUCCGGUUCAUCAGACAUACUGGGCGUUGACGUUUGUCACGCUGAUAAUCAUCCCCUGGGGAAUGGACAUGUCGUUCCCUGCUGCCACGGUCGUCUUGUCGAACGCGGUGGGGCGUCGUCAUCAGGGUGUCGCGGCGUCGUUGGUCACCACCGUCGUGAACUAUAGUAUCUCUCUGGGUCUGGGAUUCGCGGGCACGGUCGAGGCCCAUGUCAACAAUGGUGGGAAGACCUUCCACGACAGGCUGAAAGGGUAUCGUGGCGCGUUGUAUAUGGGUAUCGGACUCGGGGUGCUGGGUCUUGCCACCAGCUUGGUUUAUCUGAUUAAGAGUCGACCGAGAGCCAACGAGGAAAAGACAUUGUCGGAGGAGGUGACCGAGUGAAGGUCGCCAGUUGUU
Molecule: messenger RNA, 1549 nt
Organism: Aspergillus heteromorphus CBS 117.55
Lineage: Eukaryota; Fungi; Ascomycota; Eurotiomycetes; Eurotiales; Aspergillaceae
Product: MDR family MFS transporter
Exons: 1
Coding region: 14-1534 (506 amino acids)
Biological process (GO): transmembrane transport
Cellular component (GO): membrane
Molecular function (GO): transmembrane transporter activity
Source: RefSeq, a predicted model, not a curated record